This is a messenger RNA of Labrus bergylta (ballan wrasse), 5707 nucleotides long. The record is from RefSeq and is a predicted model, not a curated record. NCBI's taxonomy places the organism in Eukaryota, Metazoa, Chordata, Actinopteri, Labriformes, Labridae.
CAUCUAAAAGGGAUAAAAAAAAAAAAAAAAAAACAUUUAAGGCAAUGUUGUAGGACCGUCUUGUUUACCUUCAGACAAUCCGCCGGGUGACAGUGAUAUCACGGUCGACAUGUAAGAGCUGGAUAACUAUUCCCGUGUGAACGACACCCAUCCGCAGCUGAUGACAAUAACAUGAAAAAGGAUGAGCCCUUCAGGUCAGUAGACCCAUUCUGAUUGGAGACAUGUUCUAAAGACGUCACCUCAGCCGCCAUGAAAGGGUUAGGAGCCAACCGCAGCCGUCACCUGUCCGACUCAUGUGAACCACCAGGCUGCACCCAGAAACCUCUCUAUCCCCUGACUUCUGACCCGCACAGCUCCUUUUUGCUGAGCCCCACCAUCAACCACUAUGGCACUCUGGACCCCCAUCUCCAUCAGUGCCCUCCAACAAGCCCCACAGCCUUGACCCCUGACUGCCUGCUCCCUUUCAGUCAGAUCUCAAACAGCAGCACCUUUCCUCGGCUACACUAUACCUCACAAGCUGAGCAGGUGGACUGCUCGCAGGCAUGUAUGGCGGGUGGUGGCGGAGUGGGACCGGGCGGCAGAGCGGGCGCACUAUCCACCUCUUUGUCUAUGGGUAUGGGGUUGGGUUUGGGCCUCACUGGAGCUCCGAUGAUCACCAGCGGCUCAGCCACCAUCUCCUCUGCAGCGGCUGCCAAGAUGAACCGGCUACCCACGAACCUUCUGGAUCAGCUGGAGAGGCACCUCCCCCUGCAGCGAGAUGGUUUCAGCACCCUGCAGUUUCACAGAGGGCGCAUGUCGAAACAACGCAGUGAGAGUCCGGGACGCAUUCGCCACCUGAUGCACUCUGUUCAGAAACUAUUUGCAAAGUCGCAGUCUUUGGAAAACUCUGCAAUCAAAGGCAGCUUAAACGGGCGCUCUGUUGGGGGAUCGACAACAGGAGCAGGUGAGGACGGAGGCAGACCGACACGCAGGAGCAAGAGUAAAGAUAGGGCUAAAACCGAGGGGCAAAAGCAGAGACCCAGGCCCAAUGCACUAGGCCUCUGGGGCUCAGACGACGCCUUGGACACUGACACCACCAAAGCUGGCACUAUUGCUGUAGGUUACCGCAACCCGCUGACCAUGAUGACUCUGGGCAGAGCGGUGUCAGACAGCCAGGCCAGACACAUCCCACAGGGCUACCACACCAUUUCUGCACACACUCUAAAGACCUCGAAAAGCAGCAGUGACCUCAAGUUUCUGGCGUGCCAGGCCACGCAGGUAGGAUGCAAGGGCGAAGAGGGACGAAGCAGAGGGAGCAAGGAUGACACGCUGGUGAAAAGGGGCUCCUGGUCAACUCUUACCCUCACCCAGGCCAGGCAAGUGUUGCAGAAGGGCUCUGCUACGGUCAACAGGACGCUGCUUAAAUCAAAGUCAUGCCACCAAGAUUUGGCACAACAGUUUCUACAGGUCCCGGGGGAAUGGACAGGAACUCUGGGUCGAGGCCGGGCCAGAGGAACAGAGAUCCCCUGUCGAAGGAUGCGCAGCGGCAGCUAUGUGAAAGCUAUGGGAGACUUAGAAGACAGCGAGGACUCAGAGGGAAGCCCCAAACCUUCCCCUAAGUCUGCUGCCCGUCGCCAUAGCUACCUGAAAGCCACCCAGCACUCCCUGAGCGAGCAGCAGCCACCUCCACCUCCUCGCAACUCCCUGCCGUCCCUAAAAGAGCUGUCAACUAACCGGAGCCUCGAUAACUUAGACUGUCUGGUGAGCCCGCUGGAGGCCCCGCCGCGCCACAGGAACAACAAUUACAGCCAACGCUCUAGCACACUGGGCAGAGGCUCGGGCACUCAGCGUGUGAGUCUGCACACGUUUUUUCAGGUAUGCGGGCAGGGCUUCGGGCACGCAGUACCGUACUGUGAGGGGGAAUCGCAGGCAGUCGAGGCUCUGGAUCUACCAGCACCUACUUGCUUCCGGUCACGCAGCCACAGCUACCUGCGGGCCAUCCAAGCAGGCUGCUCCCAGGAUGAAGACACGGCUUCUGUGGACUCAGACUCGCCACCCCCAACCACUACAGGAUACAGCUCCAAAACACAAGUCAGCAAUAGGAGAGCUCCACCUCCAGUCCAACCCCGCACCACAUCUAAGCCCCUCAUUUCAGUGACAUUGCAGAGCAGCACAGAGUCAGCCCAAGACACAUACCUUGACCAGCAGGACCGUGGCAGCGAGGCUAACAGCCAAUCAGGACGCAGCAACUCCUCUGACAGUCUCUGUAGCAUCCGCACGGGCAGUCUGGCUAAGGGGACCUAUCCUCCACCAGUCCCGGUCCCUGUUGUGACCCACACGCCCGCUGCAGCCUCUGUACCUCCUGUUCCAGCCCCUCGACCUCCACCCACCACUAGCACCACUAGCACUACUUCAACAUCUACCCAGUCCCAAAAUGACACCCUGAGCAUCGGUGUCACCCUUGAGCAGCCCCCGACUGCAACUAAGAGGAAACUGUCCUCCAUCGGAAUUCAGGUGGACUGCGUUUUGCCAGUCUUAAGAGAAGAACCGCUACCCCUGACCGCACCCCUCAAAUUUCAGUCAAUCGGUGUUCAGGUGGAAAACGGCAGGCCUCUCAGCCGGGACAGCAGCAUGGCCUCAAGACAGAACACCGAGACGGAGCCUCAGGAGCCCCAGGAUGCCGCAGCCACAGAAAACAACAAAUCCAACUGCACCAACAAUAAAACAGAGAAUACCAGCGCGCCCAGCAGACAGGACAAAGCCAUGGAACAGCAGCCCCUUAAACACAUCUCGGCCUCAUCAAGGAUAUCAACCUCGCCUCCAGAAAUUCUGGACCCGGCUUUAGACCCCUCCUCGCUGCCACCACCAGAUCCCAGCCUGGAGACAGGAAACUGCAGCACCCCUGGAGAUGCUGUUCAGUCCAGCACGCCAGCAUGCCUAAGAGACGGAAACUGGUUCCUGAAGCUGCUGCAGGCGGAAACGGGCCGCAUGGAGGGCUGGUGUCAACAGAUGGACAAGGAGACCAAAGACAACAAUCUGUCAGAGGAGGUGUUGGGAACGAUCCGCAGUGCAGUAGGCAGCGCUCAGCUCCUCAUAGCUCAGAAGUUUGAGCAGUUCAGAGGGCUCUGUAAUGAGAACUUGGACAUUAAUGCCAACCCACGGCCAACGGCACAGGACCUGGCAGGGUUCUGGGAUCUGCUGCAGCUCUCGAUAGAAGACAUCAGCAUGAAGUUUGAUGAGCUCUACCAGCUGAAAGCCAACAACUGGCAGCUUCCUGAGAAACCAGAGAAGAAGGAUGAAAACAAGCAGCUUCCAUCAUCUGUGCCAAAGAAGCCGUCUAAGCCCAAGCCCAAGCUGUCAGCGGGUAAGGACAGGAGCGUGGACUCGGCUGUGGACAAGCAGCGGCAAGAAGCCAGGAAACGGCUGAUGGCGGCAAAGCGCGCGGCAUCAGUACGACAGAACUCCGCCACGGAAAGCGCCGACAGCAUCGAAAUCUACGUCCCCGAGGCCCAGACCCGCCUCUGAGAGCGAACCAGCACCGGUCAUCGAGCAGAAUCCUGACUCACUUUAGACAUUGAUUGACACAAACACAAACAAAUCUGAGACAAAAACACACAGAUGUAUUACGGAUGCACAGAGGCCUGAUCCCUCAUGACAAGAGGCGAUCACAGGGCACAGAAGAACAAUCCAGAAUAAUGCAGAUCAUCACCCUGCUGCCAUGGGACUGAAAUAAUCUUGACAGAUGUUUAAUACUAUUGUUAUUGUUAUUGACAUUAUAAUAAUUAUUAUCUCCUAAAGUAUAUCAGGACUGUCUUAAAUGUGCAAGUAUCUUGGAAUAAGGACACCCUGUACCUUGUGAGCUGACGAAAUCUUGGUAUCCCAGAAGUUUACUCUCUUAAAAAAAACUCCCUUCACUGCUGAGUCUACCGGCAAGUCGUGGCUGCCUGGUUUACGAGCUAAGCUACCAUCCACACACACACUCAGGACACACACAUGCAGGUGUACUCACUGUCCACAGCGUCUUCCUGUUCUCUAUUUGUAUUAGGCUGCCACUCGUCGGGUGUGGUGUGUACGCUUUACAGUGUAAGAGUUCUAAGGUGAUGUUAAUGUACUCAGAGGUUUUAAAAUGCAGAGAACCAGAGGAAGGCAGUAGCAUAUAUAUUCUAAAAUAUCACACUAUUACAAUGUUCAUUUUGUAAAUGUUGUAUACCAGAUUAUUUGUUAGAAAGAGGUCAGUGUUCAGUACCAAGGUAGUUUUUUAUAGAUCCAGUACAUGUACUGUCAUGUUAUAUUAGCACUUGAUGCAAUCAUUCACUCCGCCUCUCUCUUCUUCUUCUUCUCUUAUCUCACGAACGCACACUACACAGUCUGUGUUUGUGAAUAUUUCCCAUUGUUUAAAGUCUUACACUUGUUUGUUUGUUUGUUUUUUGUGAAGGGAUGCGAGGUAAUGACUGCCCAGCCAGUGAGCUACAGAGGAAUGUAUGAAAUGUUACACAUUGACACAGCUCAUGUCGACUUGAUCACUGCACUUUUCCACUCACCUCAGAUCAAGUCUGCCCACCCUUUUGUUUGCCUGAUCAUUCUGACUUUUCACUGCAUCCUCAGUGUGAUGUAGGGGACCAAGACAUUCACCACUUGAUACGGCAUUCCCAUUCAACCCCGACUAUGUGUGCUAGGGACGGGUGGGGGUUUGCUUGCUUCUGGAAAGGAAAUGGCAUAGCAAUAAUAAAGGCGUUUUAGUGCAAGCAAUGCAGUAGGUACCUAGUCUUAAAUGAUGAAAUUCAACAUUUCCAAUAAGGAUGAAUGUUUUCUUUUAUGGACUGACAAAAAAUCUCAGGUUGAACACUCAAAACUAAACCACAUAAAACAACAAUGUAGGGAUUAUUUAUUAUAUAACGACAAAUGAAUUGGCCAAAUGCUAAGAGACAUUGCAAGAUAUUUCAAUUCCAGACCUACUCAAUGUUCUAAAAUAAGACAAACUCUUGGCAAGGUUAGGUGCUGUGAAGGCCAGGCUUAAUAUGACUGCUGAAAUCAGCUGUUUUCUUCACUCCCCCUUCUAGCAGCUUGAACUCCCACCUCUGUUUGUUGAGAAUGAAUAACUGUGGUACAUAUUUUAAUUUAAAUUUCUAAUGUCUUUCAUCCGAAAUGAGGUCGGCCUAACGCGUCUCGGCUUCUGUAAUUAUAAGAAUUAAUGGUGCUGGGAUUUCAUAUUGUGCCAAGAUGGCAAUUUUCAUCCACAUUUCAGUGUCAUUUGAUACAAGCUUUAUUUAAAGUGAAUUUGUAUUUAAGUUUUGUGUGCAUUCUCAGCAUUGUUUGUUUAGGCAUCAGCUCACUCCAGAUACAUUAUGCCCCGUCUCCAUCUAAACUCAUGACCCACUGAUGAUUGGACUGGUGCUUCUCAAACGGAAACACAUGUUUUACCAUGGGUACAUGAGACAAACUGGGCAUAGCUGAUAAUCAUGCACAAAUUUAGGUUCACUCAUGUGUUUUGUUUCUUUAUAAGAGCUGGCUCUCCCCCUACUGGUCAGUCCUUGCGUGACACUCCAGGCAUCUUUUUCUGUUCCAUUCUGAAUCUUUGGUUGACGUCAAACAAGAAAUGAAGUUGAACUGGGAAUGCUGACACAACACGAAGUUGUUGAUUUUCUUAUUCUCUCUUAUUUGUAUUACAUCAACAAUGGACAUGUGCAUUUCAUUGUCCAAAGAAAUCAUUAAACAUCCCUUUGCUACA